AUGAAUUUGGGAUCGGUAUUGAUAUUGAAUACGGGGGAUGAGCUUGCUAAGAAGGCCCUUGACCGAGCAAGAUUAGCGCGCGAGCGACGCGAGGCGGAACAAAGAAAGCGCCUGGACGAGUUGAGAGCGCACGCGGCCGCGGCGCAGGCGCAACGCGAGAAGAGAGAUGAAGACAGGCGGAAGAGGCAGGCGGAUCAGCGCGCAAGAGAUGAUGACAGACGGCAACAGGUAGAAGAACGUAAACGCGCGAUAUGGGAAGCGUCCAUAUCGCGGCGGGAGGCGUUACUUCAGCGGGAGCGCGACCGCACCGAAAGGCUCGAACGGGCCCGCGCGGCUCGAUCUGCGCCGCGGCCGGCGUUCGCCUUCGGAUCCUCUACUCCGAGACUGCUGGAACCGGUCGACUCAGCUGGCUUUUUCUGGGCCGCGCGCAGUACCAACCCACUAGAUCAGAUGAACUUUUUUGAGUCACUGGCGGCAUCAACGACAAAUGUGAUGUAUGCGUCUGCGCCGCUCACCCGACGAGCCUCCGCUCUUCAGCUGGACUCAUCCGACACUGACAAUAAAGACGAAGCGGACCGUUCACCACAAGCCGUGAUGUGGUCAUCCGUUGCCCGGAGACGGACCGACCUGGUCCCAACGGUGCCAGCGCCACGUGCCCCAGGUAGAGCCUACUCCAUGACGCGGCUGGACAAAUUGGCCACCCGGCCCUUACACUCCGCGUCGCCAUCCAUGCACCAUCUCAACAGGAGCCAGACGCGCUCAGGCGAAACGACCCCGGGUUCUCGUCCCGGAAGUGCAAUGUCGAACGCGACGGGCGUGGUACGGAGGGCGAACUCCGCUCCGCGGAAACCACGCCCUGCCUCUAUCGCCGGCACCGGGUGUAAUACACCCAGAGGUGAAACAGGUGGUAUCAGCGCUACUUCUACUCCGGCAGUAUCCCGCGAUGGAUCAACAGUAGCGCGGCCAGCGACUACUCCGCGACGGCCCAGACCUUUAUCAUUGCACGUUUCGUCUAAACCUGUGACCCCGCUAGGACCCGGUGAGGGUAAACCGCCAAUGCAUAGGAAGCCAAAGCCAUCCAAAGAUCAAGAUAAGAGUCGCGGUAAAUCCCAGUCGGCGUCUCCGGGUCGUCCCUUGUCUCCAUCGCCCGCACACACCAAAGAGACCAGUGUCGACAAGGAAAUGUCUAAGUCGAUAACGUCAGAGCGACCAGUGGACCCCCAACAGGUGACGCAGAAACUAGAGGCAUUGCAGGUGUACGACGAGCCGAAACACAUAAUAAUCGAUAAUAAAGAAAAUAUAGAAACAAAUAUAGAAACGAAUGUACGGAACGUAGAACAGACAACAGAAGUCAAGAUCGAAGUUCAAAAACCAGUGGAAACAGAAGAUGUGCAGAAGAUUGUACAGAAAGAAUCACAGAAAAAAAUUGAGCCGAAGAAGGAAUCUUCUGUUGAAAAGAACGACGAGAACGAAAUGACAGCGUCAAUGAUAUCUCGUCGUAUAACGACUGAAGGGGAGGCCAAAGCCGCUCUCGCAGAGAGACGGAGGCGUGCUAGGGAGGAGCUUGAAAGGCAAGCGGAGUUGGAGAGGGUCAGACUGCAACGUGAAGCCGAAGAAGAAGAAGAGCGACAACGUCAAGAGGAAGAAAGACAACGUCGUGAAGAAGAGGAAGCUAGGGAACUGGCUGCGCUGCAGAGAAGAAUGGAAGAUGAGAAACUUAAGAAGGCUAUAGAGGCACAACAACAACUAGAACGUGAUGAAGCCGAAAGAAAGGUUCGCGAGGAGGUAGAGAAACAGGCGAGGCUUCGCGAAGAAGAAGAAAAGAAACGAGCAGCAGAAGAGGCGGAAAAAAGCCGUAAAGAAGAACUUGAAAGAGAGGAGAAAGAAAGGCUCGCACGGAAACAGAGAGUUGAAGCUAUUAUGGCGAGAACUAGGCUUAAGAAGCAAGCGGAAGAAGAUAAAAAGAAACAAGAACAAGAUAAAGCGCCAGUUAACCAAAGCGCUGAAACACAAAAUCAGAUUUCUGCACAACCGCCAGUCCCAAAGAUAGAACAAGUGGCUCAAGACACGACACAUUCUAAAUCCGUACAAGACAAACCAUUGGAUAGUGCUAAUGUAACGACAGCUACGGAAAGUGUAAAUGUAACAACGAAUGCUACAGAAAGUGUAAAUGUAACAACGAAUGCUACAGAAAGUGUAAAUGUAACAACAGUUACAGAAAGUGUUAACGUGUCAGAACCUGAUACAAUUAAAGUGGGAGUUCCCAUAAUUUCUGAAUUAAUCAAUGUAGCAGAACCGAUUUUGGACCUUAAUGUAUCGGAUUCAAAAGUUUCCGAAAUUGUAAAUUCACCAAAUGUGGUAGACAGUUUAAAUGAAUUAGCUAAGGAUAGCGCAAAGGAAGUUACAGAUAACGGAAAUGUACAAACUGAAGAUUUAUUGUCGCUCGCUACUAGUCAGCCGGAAGGUAAGUCGGAGAGCUGGCAGCCUCACAACGGGAAUAUCGCACCCCUCGCCCCUCUCGCUCGCACCGAUAACAAACUUAGUCAGGAGUCCUCUGGCGAGCAUUCCAGCAAAAUGGACAACGCUAACGUCGAGACCAACAAUGGCAACGUGACAAACGUGGGCCACAUAUCCGCUAACUUCCUCCACUCGGAGAGAAUGUCCGAACACAACCAGAAGGAGGAAUUUACGACGCACAACGGGCACGGAAUCAGCCACCCGUUGACCUUGCAAAACGCGAUCUAA
Molecule: messenger RNA, 2745 nt
Organism: Pieris macdunnoughi
Lineage: Eukaryota; Metazoa; Arthropoda; Insecta; Lepidoptera; Pieridae
Source: the annotation of a GenBank genome assembly